Messenger RNA from Emiliania huxleyi CCMP1516, 737 nucleotides. RefSeq lists its product as hypothetical. The transcript is spliced from 3 exons. The coding region runs from base 65 to 577 and encodes 170 amino acids. The record is from RefSeq and is a predicted model, not a curated record. NCBI's taxonomy places the organism in Eukaryota, Haptophyta, Isochrysidales, Noelaerhabdaceae.
CGGGCCCGGAGGCGGCCGCGUCUCCGCCAAGCGGCCGCGGGUCGCGCCCUCCUUCGGCGACAUCAUGUCUCCGCACAUGACUGGCGUCACACUGCCCAACGGCUUCUCGCCGCUGCAGCGGCUGCUGCUGACCGCAAACGGGAACGUGGAGCGGAUCGUCUCCUCCUUCUACUACGAGCCGCUCACGGUGCUCGUCAACCUCAACCACAAGCGCUCACCCUGCGUCUACGACCGGCAGGUGACGAUGCUCGUGCGCGGCGAGCCAUUCCUCCACGCAAAGUCGACCAUCUACCUCACCGACCCGGCCUGGGAAGAGAUGGUCGAGCGGCGAGGCACGCCCCUCGGCGCCGUCUUCCGAGUCAUGGGGGUGCUCCCCACCUUCCACCUCCGCUCCGUCGGCCGCGGCCGCGACUCGUCCGGCAGCGGCUUCUUUUGGCGCGUCUACACGCUCGCCUCGCAAGGCAUGACGUGCGAGAUCACAGAGACGUUCGCCGACGACACGUUCGAGAAGCGGAGCCGCGGCUCCGCGCUCGACGCCUCCCUCGCGUCGACCGACGGGCACGGGAUACCGGUCUGAACGUGUGUGCUGUGUGUGCUGUGUGUACACGAGCGAGGACCGAGCGAGGUGUGAUUCACAUGUUGAGUGUGGGGGGGGUUCAGACUUUAGGGGUGACCUGAUGUGGAGAUGUGGCAGCUGUAUAUGCGUCGAUUGCAAUUUAUGGGGACGCGGUAAAAAA